This is a messenger RNA of Archocentrus centrarchus (flier cichlid), 2126 nucleotides long. RefSeq names its product reticulon 4 interacting protein 1 (gene rtn4ip1). The record is from RefSeq and is a predicted model, not a curated record. The coding region runs from base 143 to 1402 and encodes 419 amino acids. Gene Ontology annotation, cellular component: mitochondrion. Gene Ontology annotation, molecular function: zinc ion binding; oxidoreductase activity. The transcript has 9 exons. NCBI's taxonomy places the organism in Eukaryota, Metazoa, Chordata, Actinopteri, Cichliformes, Cichlidae.
AUUCGCGGAGUCGAUGAACAUAAAGGCGGAACGCGAGGGCGUGAGGAAAACAAGAAGGUCGUUCAGACUUGAUUUUAAACUUUGACACCUCGCUUAACUAAAUGUGAGACUUUCAGAUAUGUUUAUGUAAGAGAGACCGGAAAUGAGCAGGUAUAUCUUUAAUAUUCACACAGAUGUAUUCUUUAUGCUAAAAAUGGCUUCUCUGAGACAUUUGGUGCAUAGCAGGGUGCUGCUCCACCUGAGUGAGUCGCUAGGUGUGCGCAGCUCGGUGUUCAGGUGCGGCAGGCUGCUCAGCACCUCCAGCAGAUGCAGGACUGUCAUGCCCGCCUGGGUCAUUGAUAAAUACGGAAGCAAUGAGGUGUUACGGUUCACCAAGAACGCCAGUUUCCCCAUCAUCAGCUAUCCCAAUGAGCUGAUUAUCAAGGUGUUUGCAGCAGGACUCAACCCCAUUGAUGUCGCCAUGAGAGGUGGCUACGGUGCAGCUACAUGGUCCAUGAAGAGAGACCCUCUGAACAUUAAGCAGACAGGCAGCGAGUUUCCUCUCAUUCUGGGCCGGGACGUGUCUGGGGUCGUCAUGGAGUGUGGCCUAGAUGUGAAGUACUUCAGAGAAGGAGACGAGGUGUGGGCGGCUAUCCCGCCAUGGAAGCAGGGCAGCUUGGCAGAGUUUGUGGUGCUGAGCGCUAAUGAGGUGUCCCACAAACCAAAGUCUCUGAGCCAUGUCGAGGCUGCAGCCAUUCCCUAUGUGGCAGCCACCGCCUGGUCAGCGCUGGUUAAUACUGGCGGACUGAGAAAGGACAACUGUGCCAACAAGAGGAUUCUGAUCCUUGGAGGUUCCGGGGGAGUGGGAACAUUUGCUGUACAGAUGGUGAAGUCGUGGGGAGCCCAUGUGACUGUUACGUGCUCCCAGAAUGCCGAACGGUUCGUAAGGGGGCUUGGGGCAGACCACGUGGUGGACUACACUGCUGGGCCUGUCGAGGAGCUGCUCAGUGUUUUGGAGAAAUUCGACCUGAUCCUGGACAACAUCGGGGGUGACACGGAGCAUUGGGCGCUGAAGCUACUUAAGCCAUGGAGUGGCGCCAAGUACAUCACCCUCGUGACGCCCUUCCUGCAGAACACUGACAGGCUGGGUGUAGCUGAUGGCAUGAUGCAGACCGCUGCUACAGUGGCCACCAAAACCUUUAAGCACCUGAUGAAGGGGGUUCACUACCGCUGGGGAUUCUUUGCACCCAGUGGUCCUGCGCUGGAUGAAAUCAGGGAUAUGGUGGAUGCAAAGCAGGUCCGGGCUGUGGUGGAAGAAACUUUCAGCUUUUCACAGGUUCCUCAGGCCUUUGAGAAGGUGGAGAAGGGUCAUAACCGAGGAAAGACUGUAGUCCAGAUCAACAAAGGCGGUGACGACGUAUAGUGUUUGUACAUCUUGAAACCAACUAAAUAUAAAGGCCUCAGUUUACUGAGUGAGAGAGACAGACUUUCAUAGACUCAGCCCACAAAAAUGGAUUCUUGAUUUAAAUUUAGCUGCUUCCCCUUUGAGAUGUUCUCCUUGUGUACCUCUGGAGCAAACACCAAAUCCUGUGUUAAACCAUUCGGAGGAUCAUCGCUGUUAAUUAGCGAUGAGGACUCAGUGAACUUGUGUCACACGUUCAGACCACACAGGUCAGCAUGGAAAUGUUUGCUGGGGCAAAGAUGCCCUGGGUAUGCUGAAUUUGCUUGGUCGUACACUGCUCAGGUAAACCUAGUGUGUCAUGAGACUACUGCUGCUUUCGCUCAGGACACGGCUCAUUGUGGUCUCUUUUCCUCAUUAUCCCAAAAGCUUUAAUAGGUCUGUUAAGCUACCAGGAAGAACACUUAGUGUAAGGUGUGUUCAGUGUCUCUAUUCAGCAGUCUUCUCGACAUCUAGUCUUAGCUAAUAAAGUCCACGUGUCACUGUUUGGACAUCAGAGGCAAACAGAAGCCAUGCUGGAAGGUGUCCAGAGGUGCACAUGAAGAGGACCCUGAAGGGGAAAUCAAAUUUAAAUCGGGUAAGUGGGGUGAUUGCACCUCGUUUUCUAUCCAAAGUACAUUCAUGAAGUUUGUAUGAUUGCUUCUCUUCCACCAUUUGGCUUUUCUACUUUUUAUUGUCAAACAAUAAA